Messenger RNA from Diuraphis noxia (Russian wheat aphid), 731 nucleotides. Its product is annotated as aminopeptidase N-like. NCBI's taxonomy places the organism in Eukaryota, Metazoa, Arthropoda, Insecta, Hemiptera, Aphididae. The record is from RefSeq and is a predicted model, not a curated record.
AAGUUAAACCGAGUACAGCUGAUCGAUGAUUCAUUUAUCUUUUCAAAAGUUGGUGAUAUUGAUUAUGAAAUCACGUUUCAACUUUUGAAUUAUCUUAAACAUGAAAACGAAUAUGCACCGUGGUUGGCUGCAUUAGAUGGUUGGUCUUGGAUAUAUAAAUUAAUGAAAAGGACUCCAAACCAAGAAAAAUUUCGAAACUAUAUGCAUCGUAUGAUGUCGUCUGUGUAUGCYAAAUUCCAAGACAUGACAGUUGAACUUGAUGAUUUUGAAGAAAUAGUAUUUAAAAAUCAAGUGACUGCACAUGCCUGUUAUUACCAAAUAAAAGGCUGUAUCGAACAACCUCUAAACUUGUUUAGAAAAUGGAUGAAAAUUACGGAUCCAGAUAAUAAUAAUAUAUUGCCGAGAGAACUUAAAUCAAUUAUUUACACUCAAGCGAUAAAAUACGGAGGUGAAGACGAAUGGAACUUUUUAUUGGAACGUUAUCAGCGUUCCAAUUCGAACUCUGAAAAAGAUGAUAUGCUCAUAGCAUUAGGAUGUAGUUCAGAAACUUGGUUACUAAACAGAUAUUUGAAUUGGUCACUUGAUAAUUCAACUAUUYGCGAGGAAGACGCUGAGACAGUGUUCAGUGCCACAGCGACCAAUGAAGUUGGAUUUUCUAUGGCAAAAGACUUUUUGUAUCAUAAURUUUCAAUUAUUUAUGAAUUGUAUGUUACCAUUUUAAGUUUAUUAAU